UUUAAAGACACCAUAUCUCGAUUUUUGCGGAGACACGAAACUACGACAAUACUAUUUCCUAUUUUAAAAUUAAAUUAAAACUCUAAUUUCAUCAUGGCUGGUAGAGGUCGAGGACGAGGACGUGGUCGAGGAUCUUCUUUUGCUGCUGAUGCCCUUGGGCUAGGAAGAGGAGGUGAAGCACUGCCACCUCCCACGGCACAACCACCACCACUUUUUCCUCCUCUGGAAUUUUCUCCCGCACCUCUCCCCAAGAAUGAGGAGGACAAUUACAUGUACCUGCUCAAACAAGAGUUCAGAGGUCACAUGAGGGAUUCACCUUACUGCAUCAAACCUCAUAACAAGAAGAAAGAUAUUGAACGUUAUUCAGACAAGUAUCAAGUUGGUUCUGGGGAUAAUGGUAUAGGAUGGCAUCCAGAUUGGAAAAGGUUUCCUAAAGAGCUGAGGAUAGUAUCUCGAAAAGCAAGACCACCAAAGUCAGCAGGCUCAGUGAAACCAUCAUUAUCCACUGCCAGAGUUUCAAAGAAGAUUAAUGAAGAAGUCAUCAAAAAGUUGGAUGAGUUGGAAAAGAAAGAAGAUGGUACCAAGUCUGGAGAAGAGGAGGAAGAAGAAGAGGAAGGACAAGAAGAAGAAGAUGCAGAGGAAUAUUAUGAUGAAGAAGAACAGGAAGAGGGUACGGACUACAUCUCCAAUUACUUUGAUCCCGGUGAGGAUUACAUUGAUGAAGAUGAUGGGGGUGAUGAUGGACCUACCUACUGAUGUGUUACCAUGACAACACCACAUCAGUGCAUGUGAAACAGAUGGAAGCAUGCUGCUCCCGGCAGGAGUGAGAUGAGACAAAGCACCAAUGCGCUGAAGUGAUACACAGACACAGUUACCAUUAUGGUAGGAGCGGCAGAACAGGAGCAUUUGGUGCGAAAUUGUAGGAGAAGACUGAUACUUUAUUUGAUGGCUCAUUCCAUCAGUAUGGUUAUACAGUCAAACUUGCUUUAGUGACCACCUGUCUACAAGGACCACAUUUUUUGUUUCCCUUAAAAUUGGUUUCUCAUUGAAAUAUGUACUAAAGGAACCUGUCUACAAAGACCACCUGUCUACAAAGACCACUUUUUGUGUUUCCCUUGGGCUGUCGCUGUAGACAGGUUUGACUGUACCACCAUUCAACUUGACUGAUCUUACUGCAUGCUUAAAAUGAUCUGAUAGCUUUGAUGUAGUUCUCCAGAUGUGAGUCUGUGAUGUCAGUGGAACACAACUGACAAGCACACUGUAACUCCAGCUGUGAUGUUUCCCUGGGCUUUCAAAGAAUUGCCAAAAGAUGGUAUGCAUAGCUGCCAACCAUUCCUAUUUUCGAGGAAUUAUUUCUACUUUUUGGCCCUUAAACUAAUGUUAUGGAUCCUAGAUUCCUCUCUUUUGUCAAAAUGUCUGUGUGCAAAAGUAUACAAAAUGACUGUAUUCCUAAUUUUGCCUUGAUUGAUUCCUAAUUUUUGCUUUGGAAGGUUGGCAUGUAUGGGUUUUGUGUAGGAUUUUGCCCAAAACCUCUCUUGUCGGAUUGUGCAGAGAGUUGAACUACCACUGAUUUAAAGUUGAAGUUUAACCCCAAAAAAUCACAAGAUGUUCUCUUCCAGACUCCACAGAGUCAUGCCAUUACCAUGGGGAUAAGGAAUUGCUAAUAGGUAGUAUGGUGUAGGAUUUCUCACAAAACCUCUCUGUUGGUUUGUUCAGAGAGUUGCACUACCAAUGAUUUAAAUUUGAAGUUUAAAAAAAUAGCAGGAGUCUCCAGAGUCAUACAAUUACUGUUUAGUUGGUGAUUUGGUAUGGAAACAUUAUAACAAACUAAUGUAGAGCAUCAAAAACUGCUGGGUGAGAUUUUGAGAAAAGCUGACAGAUUGGAGCAGGGGUAGUGAUGGAAUUGGCACUGUGACUGAUUCUGAAUGAUUCACUGAUUAUUCAGAACAUAAAGACAGGUUAUAGAAAUAUGUGAGUCAUAUAUUGAGCAAAAGCAUUGUAUCUAAAGGAGAGAAAGAGAGAAAGAGAGAGAGAGAGAGAGAGAGAG
Molecule: messenger RNA, 2047 nt
Organism: Strongylocentrotus purpuratus (purple sea urchin)
Lineage: Eukaryota; Metazoa; Echinodermata; Echinoidea; Camarodonta; Strongylocentrotidae
Gene: polr3gl
Product: DNA-directed RNA polymerase III subunit RPC7-like
Exons: 6
Coding region: 94-756 (220 amino acids)
Biological process (GO): transcription by RNA polymerase III
Cellular component (GO): RNA polymerase III complex
Source: RefSeq, a predicted model, not a curated record